GAGCCGGGGUUGCGGGGCUGGAGGACGCCGCAGGCAGGUAGCCUCCUUGGCUCAAAUGCUGCCCUCCCUCCCACCCCGCCGAGGCCGCUAGCAACCACGUCUGUGAAGUUGGAGUUGCGGUGACGGAGUCACUCCCCCCGCAGCCGUCUUCUGUUUCCAAGGGGCUCAGAAAGCAGUUUGUUUUAUCGGGAUAGUCUGGAGCUGCCUCACAGGGCGUUGCCCGAGGCAGGACGUUGUCAAGCCCGAGUGUCAGCCAACGGCUGAUGUCAGGUGUGGGAGUCUCCCAGUCCCCCUUUUCUGGGCUGUGAGCUGCUGCUGGGUAGACCUCUUUCAAGGUGUCAUUUUCGAAAUGCGGGAUGAUGCCUCUGUCUUAUUAAGUCGUAUGGGAAGACUGCCACACCUAGAGCAAUGCUGAUCGAUCAUCACCGUUAUUCCUGCUAAAGCCCUGUGUCAUUGAGGCCUGUUUCUUAUUCUCUAAUGUAAGAUCUGUCUCAAGAAGAAGAAUUUUUUGUUGCUUUGCACAUCUGUAAGGAUGCCUUAGAGUAAGAACCAUGGAGAAGUAUGUCAGAAUACAGAAGAUUGGAGAAGGUUCCUUUGGAAAAGCCAUUCUUGUUAAGUCUAAAGAAGAUGGUAGACAAUAUGUUAUCAAGGAAAUUAACAUCUCAAGAAUGUCCAGUAGAGAAAGGGACGAAUCCAGGAGAGAAGUUGCAGUGUUGGCAAACAUGAAGCAUCCAAAUGUUGUCCAGUAUAGAGAAUCAUUUGAAGAAAAUGGCUCUCUGUACAUAGUGAUGGAUUACUGUGAAGGAGGGGAUCUGUUUAAACGAAUAAAUGCACAGAAAGGCAUUUUGUUUCAAGAGGAUCAAAUUUUGGACUGGUUUGUACAGAUAUGUUUGGCCCUGAAACAUGUACACGAUAGAAAAAUUCUUCAUCGAGACAUAAAAUCACAGAACAUAUUUUUAACCAAAGAUGGGACAAUACAACUUGGCGAUUUUGGAAUUGCUAGAGUUCUUAAUAGUACUGUUGAGCUGGCUCGCACUUGCAUAGGGACCCCAUACUACUUGUCACCUGAAAUCUGUGAAAACAAGCCUUAUAAUAAUAAAAGUGACAUAUGGGCUCUGGGGUGUGUCCUUUACGAGAUGUGCACACUGAAACACGCAUUUGAAGCUGGAAACAUGAAAAACCUGGUACUGAAGAUAAUAUCUGGGUCUUUUCCACCCGUAUCUUUGCAUUAUUCCUAUGAGCUCCGCAGCCUGCUCUCUCAGCUGUUUAAAAGAAAUCCUAGGGAUAGACCAUCAGUCAACUCCAUAUUGGAGAAGGGGUUUAUAGCGAAGCGCAUUGAAAAGUUUCUCCCUCCUCAGCUUAUCGCAGAAGAAUUUUGUCUAAAAACAUUUCAAAAGCUUGGCGCACAGCCUGUACCAGCCAAAAGACCAGCCUCAGGGCAAAGCUUAGCGUCUGUUGUGCCUGCUCAGAAAAUUACCAAGCCUGCUGCUAAAUAUGGAGUACCUUUAACGUCUAAGAAAUAUGGAGAGGUACCUAAAAAAUUACACGAAAAGAAACCACUCCAAAAACAUAAACAGGCCCAUCAAACUGCAGUGAAGAAGGUGAAACCUGGAGAACAAAGGAGGAAAAUGUUUGAGGAAGCAGCAAACAAGGCAAGGUUGGAGUUUACUGAGAAAGAAAAGAAGCAAAAGGAUCAGGUCAGUUUACUGAAGGCCGAACAGACGAAACGACAAGAAAAGGAAAGGUUGGAGAGAAUAAAUAGGGCCAGGGAACAAGGAUGGAGAGAUGUGCUGAGUGCUGGUGGAGGUGGUGAAGUUAAGGCUCCCUUUCUGGUCAGUGGAGGACCAGUGGCUCCAUCUUGUUCUCCUCGAGGACAGUAUGAACAUUACCAUGCUAUUUUUGAUCAAAUGCGGCAGCAAAGAGCAGAAGAUAAUGCAUCUAAGUGGAAAGGAGAAGUACAUGGCCGAGGGCUUCAAGAAAGAGGAAUUUCACCUGGAAUACGUCCAGGAUUUCCUAACGGGGCUGCAGGUCAUCACCAUUUCCCUGAUGCUGAUGCUAUUAGAAAAACUUUGAAAAGAUUGAAGGCCAUAUCUAGACAAGCCAAUGCAAACAGGCAAAAAGGACAGCUGUCCGUGGAGAGAGCUAAACAGGUAGAAGAGUUCCUGCAGCGAAAACGGGAAGCUCUGCAGAAUAAAGCUCGAGCCGAAGGACAUAUGGUUUAUCUGGCAAGGCUAAGACAAAUAAGACUACAGAAUUUCAAUGAGCGCCAACAGAUCAGAGCCAAACUUCGUGGUGAAAAGAAAGAAGCUGAUAACUUCGAAGGACAAGAAGGGAGUGAAGAGGCUGACAUGAGGCGCAAAAAGAUUGAAGCAUUUAAGUCCCAAGCAAGUGCACGCGCAGCGAUACUAAAGGAACAACUAGAGCGGAAGAGAAAGGAAGCGUAUGAGAGAGAAAAGAAGGUGUGGGAGGAGCACUUGGUGGCUAAAGGAGUAAAGAAUUCUGAUAUGUCUCCGCCUUUGGGACAGCGUGAAUCAGGUGGCUCUCCAUCAAAGCAGCAGAUGACAUCUGUUAUUUCUAUGACCUCAGCUUUGAAAGAAGUGGGUAUGGACAGUUUAACUGAUACUCAGGAUGCCUCAGAAGAAAUGCAAAAGACCAACAAUGCUGCUUCAAGUAAACGAGAAAUACUACGUAGAUUAAAUCAAAAUCUUAAAGCUCAAGAGGAUGAGAAAGGAAAGCAGCAUUGCUCUGACGCCGAAGGUGGCAAGGAGAACAAAGAAAAGCCAGCUCCAUCUGAUCGCAAGAAGUGGGAAGCAGGAGGUCAGCUUGUGAUUCCGCUGACUGAGUUAGUGCUGGAUGCAUCCUUCUCUGCAGCCGAAAAACACACAGUGGGAGAGGUUAUUAAAUUAGAUCCUGGUGAAUCUCCAAGAAAACUCUGGGGGAAGAGUCCUGUUGAUUCUGUUCUAAAGGUACUUGGAGAAGCUGAACUACAACUUCAGACAGAACUAUUUGAAAACACAACUAGUAGAAGUGAGAUUUCUCCUGAAGGGGAAAAGCACAAACCCGUAAUCGAAGGAGAAGAAAAAGUACAAUGUGUUUCCCUUGAGAUAAACCCGACAGCUACGGUUGAUUCUCCUCCUGUUGAGAUAAAAAGUCCACAGUUUAGGGAGGCGUCUCCACAGAUGUCAUUGACACCAGAAGGAAAUUUGGAUGAACCUGAUGAUUUGGAAACAGAAGUUCUCCAAGAGCUAACUGGAAUAGACAAAGAUGGUAGCUUGCCGUGUGCUGUUACUGACGUGUGGGGGGAGGAAGAGGAAACAGAGGAAACUGAGUCAGAAGAUAGGAUCAUCGUUCAGCAAAAUGAAGUUUCUGGAGAUGAAAUCCUGAGGAAUGUGGACCAACUUAGUGAAGUUCAUAUAGAGCCUGAAGUGGGUGGUUCAUCGCGCUCUAAAUGUGACGUGGAUCAAUCUCUGCAACCAGAACCGUUUUUCCAUAAAGUCGUUCAGUCUGAAGACUUUAGAAUAGCCUCUCAAGUUCAAUCAGUUCAGUGUUCACCAGAAGAAUCCUUUCCACUUCGAUCUCGCUCUGAUUCUCCACCAAAAACCAAAAGCAAGAAUUCAUUGUUGAUUGGUCUUUCAACUGGUCUAUUUGAUGCCAACAACCCAAAGAUGUUGAGGACAUGUUCACUUCCAGAUCUCUCAAAGCUGUUCAGAACACUGAUGGAUGUCCCCAUUGUAGGAGAUGUGCGGCAAGACAAUCUUGAAAUAGUUGAAAUUGAAGAUGAACACAUUAAAGAAGGGCCAUCUGAUUCUGAAGACAUGUGAGCAUAAUGUUAUUAUAAAUACUGACACUAAAAGAAUUUCUAAAUUUAUGGAUAA
This is a messenger RNA of Trichechus manatus latirostris (Florida manatee), 3875 nucleotides long. RefSeq names its product NIMA related kinase 1 (gene NEK1). The coding region runs from base 552 to 3821 and encodes 1089 amino acids. The record is from RefSeq and is a predicted model, not a curated record. Gene Ontology annotation, biological process: protein phosphorylation. Gene Ontology annotation, molecular function: protein kinase activity; ATP binding. The transcript has 31 exons. Lineage: Eukaryota; Metazoa; Chordata; Mammalia; Sirenia; Trichechidae.